UGACAAUUCAUUUUAUGGCACGUGGAAAUCAGGAUUUUAUCAGAUAGCCAGCCCUUCCUUGAAGUUUCGAUUGAGUUCAGCUCUUUUUCUUCUUUUUCUUUCUUUACAGUUAACAGCUGGCUCGGUGCCCUCUAUCCUCAGGUCUUUCCAUUGAUCCGUAACUCUCCGUGAGCGACGGUUGAGAUUAAUCUUCUCAUUAAUUCCAUCCAUGAUUCCGCACCUCUUAAUACAUGUAGUGCGUCUUCCUCGUCCGCCAUUCAUUAGCUGAAUUGGUUGUCUCGUUGUCCGAGUCGUUAACGAAGGAUGGCAGAGCAUCGGGCCUUACUUGUUACAGUAUUGGCACUAGUACUAUGGCAGACAGGUGGUGGGAUCCAGAGAUGUUGGCGCUCAGCUCUUUGUUGUCUUCUAGAGCCAAGUCGGCUCUGGACAAUAUCUUCUCAUCACUCUUUACGAUAGACUCCCCGCGUGCCCGCCCUUGGAGGCAGCGAGCGAUCUUCCGGCUGGAACUACGACUCGUCUUUUCACACAUGGUGCAUCACAAGCGGCAUCUGCAGACCGUCCUUCCUUCACUUGGAGUGUUCGUAAGAUUUCGACGCAUCCCCCCAUCAUAUUCGCCGACCCUCGUGGGAGCUGACGCGGUCUUGCCCUCUAAGUUCAUUUUUAAAGUUGAGCAACGGGUGACGUUUGAUAGGAACAUAACGAUUAUGCUCUGCACAUAUGCAUAGCGACGAGGAAAGAAUGCGGAGACAUGACGGUGCGUAUCAAUGCAAGGACGACCCCAGGACUUUUGUAUUACAUAUGUGGU
Molecule: messenger RNA, 805 nt
Organism: Guyanagaster necrorhizus
Lineage: Eukaryota; Fungi; Basidiomycota; Agaricomycetes; Agaricales; Physalacriaceae
Exons: 1
Coding region: 351-725 (124 amino acids)
Source: RefSeq, a predicted model, not a curated record